Girardinichthys multiradiatus is the source of this 1326-nucleotide messenger RNA. It is a transcript of the gene dhps, whose product is annotated as deoxyhypusine synthase. Gene Ontology annotation, biological process: peptidyl-hypusine biosynthetic process. Gene Ontology annotation, cellular component: cytoplasm. Gene Ontology annotation, molecular function: deoxyhypusine synthase activity. Lineage: Eukaryota; Metazoa; Chordata; Actinopteri; Cyprinodontiformes; Goodeidae. The transcript is spliced from 11 exons. Bases 210 to 1307 code for a protein of 365 amino acids. The record is from RefSeq and is a predicted model, not a curated record.
GUUCAUUUUGUCCGCUUGCGACUUCCGUAGUGGAAGGUUUUAGAUUAGCAUCUCAUGCUAUGUUUCCAGGGCUACAAAUAUUUAAUUUAUUUGCUGUUGAGUGCUGUGGUAGAAGUGAACUACAUAACCUGUUCCAUCACAUAACGUCUUGUGAAGAAGAGUGCCACUGGAGAGCGACUAGGACAGCCUAAGCUGCAGACCAAUGAUAAAUGGCAGACCUUGCCCCCACUGUUGCCAUGGAGGCAGUUCUGAAGCCCAGCUCUGACCUCCCAGAAGACAUGCCUAAAAUCCGAGGCUACGACUUCAACCAGGGCGUUGAUCUCAAGGCGGUGCUGAAGUCCUACCUGACCACAGGCUUUCAGGCCAGCAGCUUGGCUCUGGCCAUCCAGGAGAUCAACCUAAUGAUAGAGAAACGCCUUGAACCGGUGGAAGUAGACGAAGAAAACGAGUAUGGAGAAUCCUGCAAAUCCUCCUGCAAGUCAGGCUGCACCAUCUUCCUGGGAUACACCUCCAACCUCAUCAGCUCUGGAGUGAGAGAGAGCAUCCGCUACCUGGCAGAGCAUAAAAUGGUGGAUGUGAUUGUCACCACAGCUGGAGGAAUUGAGGAGGAUUUGAUCAAGUGUCUGGCCCACACUUACUUGGGAGACUUUAGUCUCUCUGGCAAAGAGCUGCGUCUGAGAGGCAUCAACAGAAUAGGGAACCUUCUGGUGCCCAAUAAUAAUUACUGUAAGUUUGAAGACUGGCUGAUGCCCAUUCUGGAUCAAAUGUUACUGGAGCAAAACACACAGGGAACCCGGUGGACUCCCUCUAAAAUGAUCCAUCGGCUCGGCAAGGAGAUAAACAACACCGACUCUGUCUACUACUGGGCAUACAAGAAUAACAUCCCAGUGUUCAGUCCUGCUCUCACCGAUGGUUCUCUGGGCGACAUGAUCUACUUCCACUCGUUUAAGAACCCCGGCUUGGUUUUGGACAUCGUAGAAGAUAUCCGGAGGCUGAAUGGUAUAGCGGUUUUUGCCAAGAAGACGGGAAUGAUCAUCCUGGGAGGAGGGUUGGUGAAACAUCAUAUAGCCAAUGCUAACCUCAUGAGGAACGGAGCUGACUACGCCGUGUACGUGAACACUGGUCAGGAGUUUGACGGUUCGGACUCGGGGGCCCGACCUGACGAGGCCAUAUCCUGGGGAAAGAUCAGAACAGAUGCUAAACCUGUUAAGGUGUAUACAGAUGCCUCUUUGGUUUUCCCUCUCAUCGUGGCUGAGACCUUCGCUCUACACGCCGACAAGCUGACAGCGGCACAGAAAGCAGAUUAAAAGUGAUCCUGCUGCUUUA